This is a messenger RNA of Sceloporus undulatus (fence lizard), 485 nucleotides long. RefSeq names its product mature T cell proliferation 1 (gene MTCP1). The coding region runs from base 4 to 339 and encodes 111 amino acids. Lineage: Eukaryota; Metazoa; Chordata; Lepidosauria; Squamata; Phrynosomatidae. The transcript is spliced from 4 exons. Gene Ontology annotation, molecular function: protein serine/threonine kinase activator activity. The record is from RefSeq and is a predicted model, not a curated record.
GGCAUGGCAGAAGGAGAGGAAGAUGGUGAUGCCCGGACUCCACCUGUCCGCCUUUGGGUGCGACGGACAGGCGUCUAUUGUGAUGAGAACCAGAAAACAUGGCUGGUGACACCCGAAGAGGAAACAGGUACCCUCAAAGCUCGGAUCAGAAGAGUCCAGGUCCCCUUGGGUGAGGCGAUGCGCCCCAGCCGCCUCCCUGCAUCCCAGCUGCCCCACAUGUGGCAGAUAUCAGAGGGGCAGCAGUAUCGAGAUAGUAACUCCCGCAUCUGGGGCAUCGAACACCAUUUAAUAAUCACCGGAGUGGAGGAGAUGCUCCUGAAACUCCUCUCAAGUGAUUAAUUCUGGAGCUGUGACUCUAGGAUGGUGUCCCUGUUUAUUUUUUAUGUGGUAACUCCCAGCACUACAAUGCAACUGCCUCUGGGUCAGAGUGUGCCAGGCAGCUCUCAUAAGAGCCCACAGCAGUGCCUCCCAAGACCUUAGGACAG